GCAGGAGAGCGGAUCGGUGAUGAUCGUGCAGGAUCAGUGAGGCGUCAGUGUGAGCAGUGUCCUCAUGGUGAACACUCUGGGACGCGUUUUGUCAGCAGCCGGAGCGCGCGCUGGGGUAAUAGAAUAGCCCGUGUAAUUUGACACUUCAACUUGCCGUGCUCUACGCUAGUUGAUUCAGGCAGUCGCACUCCGGCGAAAGCCUUGUGCGCCUUUUCCCCCUACUGUGUUUUUUUUUUUUGUGUGUGCGCAAAGACUAUAAAGGAAAAAAAAGAAAAAGAAAGAAAGAAAUAACCGAAGCGACUUCCGCUGAGGCAGGAUUUUUCUUUCCCGGAGACGCGCUCGGAUCGCAUCUGAAAGUGCGCUGGAGGCCGGGGAGAGAAGGAGCUUCCCCACCGACUCUAUGAAGGGAAGGGAGGGGGAGGGGGGGGCCACUCACCACACAGCAACUCUGCACUGCGAACAGAUCAGCUCUAUGAUUGAUGAGGAUAUAAGAGUGGAUUUGCUAAACACUAAACAAAGAAACCUACUGCAUCCUCUGAGAGAAGAUCUUUAAUGGCUUCCAGGUAGAGCGAAAGAGACAGCAAUCAAGAUGAAUUCGAUUCCUUCGAUGGACAGGCAUAUACAGCAGACCAAUGACAGACUGCUGUGUAUCAAACAGCACUUACAGAACCCGGCCAAUUUUCAGACAGCGGCUACAGAGCUGCUCGACUGGUGUGGAGACCCGCGAGCGUUCCAAAGGCCCUUUGAGCAAAGCCUGAUGGGAUGUCUGACGGUGGUGAGCCGUGUUGCCGCACAGCAGGGUUUUGACUUGGACCUGGGCUACCGGCUCCUGGCUGUGUGUGCAGCCAACCGGGACAAGUUCACCCCAAAGUCAGCAGAAACCACCACCUGCAGGAGAUGUCAAAGUGACUCAGCACUGCUGUCAUCCUGGUGCGAGGAGCUCGGUCGGCUCCUCCUGCUGCGGCACCAGAAGAAUCGGCAAAACGAACCCCAGGGCAAAGUGCCUAUGCAGCCACCCAUGAACUCUAUGAAGCCCUCGCUCUCCCACGGUGAUGGGUCCUUUCCGUACGACUCUGUUCCCUGGCAGCAGAAUGCCAGCCAGGCCCCAGGCUCACUGUCAGUAGUGACGACUGUAUGGGGGGUGACCAAUACAUCACAAAGUCAGGUAUUGGGCAACCCCAUGGCUAACACCAACAACCCCAUGAACCCUGGAGGCAAUGGAAUUGUGUCUGGCAUGUCAGCCAACAACCCAGGGCUGAACUCCCCUCAGUUUCCUGGCCAACAGCAGCAGUUCUCAGCCAAAGGUGGCUCCACCCAAGCCUACAUGCAGCAGAGCAUGUACGGGCGAGCAGGGCAUCCUGGAGCUGGAGGAUUCAGUGGGAGUUACCCUGGUGUUCCGAAUGCUCCUGGUGGGAUAGGUAUGCCCCCUCACACCCGGCCUCCAUCUGACUUUACCCAGCCUGCUGCUGCCGCCGCCGCUGCUGCUGUUGCCGCUGCUGCUGCCACCGCAACAGCAACUGCCACGGCAACUGUCGCUGCCCUGCAGGAAACCAAUAAGGACAUGAACCAGUAUGGACAGAUGUGCUCAUCGUUUCAGAUGGGCCCUGCACAGGGCUAUAACAGCCAGUUUAUGAACCAGCCUGGACCCCGUGGCCCACCAGCCAUGGCAGGAGGCAUGAACCCAGCUGGCAUGGGUGCUGGUAUGAACAGUUCAAAUAUCAGUGGCCCACCAAUGGGACUGAACCAACCUCGAGCACCAGGAAUGGGGCCGUUUGGGGCUCAUGGCCAAAGGAUGCCUCAGCAAGGAUAUCCAGGCCCUAGACCUCAGUCCAUGCCAAUGCAGGGUACAAAGAGGCCCUAUCCUGGAGAGCCCAACUAUGGGGGACAGCAGUUUGGACCUAAUGGCCAGUUCCCUAAUCAGCAAGGACAGUACCCAAACCCUAAUGCCUCCAGAGCUUUGCCCUCUCCCAGUUAUCCUGGGCAGAGGAUGCCAGUCCAGCAGGGCACAGGCCAGUACCCACCUUCAGGAGUACCCAUGGGCCAGUACUACAAGGAGCCAUUUAAUGGCCAAAACACCAACUUCUCUGGAGGAAGUUAUGGAUAUAAUCAAGGCAGUGGGCCUCCUCGGCAGGUAGUGAAUUAUCCUCAUUCACCUGUUCCUGGAAAUCCCACACCACCGAUGACUCCAGGAAGCAGUAUCCCUCCAUACCUAUCGCCCAACCAGGACGUCAAGCCUCCGUUUCCCCCUGAUAUGAAACCGAAUAUGACGUCUCUGCCUCCUCCACCGACUAACCCCAAUGAGGAGCUGCGGCUGACCUUCCCCGUACGUGACGGCGUGGUGCUCGAGCCAUUCAGACUGGAGCACAACUUGGCUGUCAGCAACCACGUCUUCCACCUGCGGCCCUCCGUUCAUCAAACACUCAUGUGGAGGUCUGACCUGGAGCUGCAGUUUAAGUGCUACCACCAUGAGGACCGGCAGAUGAACACAAACUGGCCAGCUUCAGUGCAGGUCAGUGUUAAUGCCACGCCACUCACCAUCGAGAGAGGAGACAACAAGACAUCCCACAAACCCCUGCACCUGAAGCAUGUGUGCCAGCCAGGAAGGAACACCAUCCAGAUUACGGUCACAGCCUGCUGCUGUUCUCACUUGUUCGUGCUGCAGCUGGUGCACAGGCCAUCAGUGAGAUCCGUCCUACAGGGCCUGCUCAAGAAGAGGCUCCUGCCAGCAGAACACUGCAUUACCAAAAUAAAGCGAAACUUUAGCAGUGUAGCAGCAUCCUCUGGGAACGCGACAUUGAACGGAGAGGAUGGUGUGGAGCAGACAGCCAUCAAAGUGUCCCUUAAGUGUCCCAUAACAUUCCGGCGGAUUCAACUUCCAGCCCGGGGACAUGACUGCAAGCAUGUGCAGUGUUUUGACCUGGAGUCCUACCUGCAGCUGAACUGUGAGAGAGGGACGUGGAGGUGUCCUGUAUGCAAUAAAACCGCGUUACUGGAAGGUCUGGAGGUGGACCAGUACAUGUGGGGAAUUCUUAAUGCCAUCCAAAAUUCGGAGUUUGAGGAAGUCACCAUUGACCCAACAUGUAGUUGGCGGCCGGUGCCCAUAAAGUCUGAGCUGCACAUAAAGGAGGAUCCAGAUGGCCCUCUGGCCAAACGCUUUAAAACCAUGAGUCCCAGUCAGAUGAUCAUGCCUAACGUGAUGGAUAUGAUUGCUCAGCUGGGGCCGGGACCCUCACCCUACACUUCCCUUCCCCCUCAGCAUGGAGGGAACAAUACAGAGUACUCUGGCCAAGGCAACAGUUACCAGGGCCAUGGAAACUUUGACUUUCCGCACAGUAAUUCUGGUGGAGGAGCUCCAAUAAAUGACUUCAUGCACGGCCCUCAGCUUUCGCACCCUCCAGAUGUACCCAACAACCUCAUGGGUCCAGACAAACCUCUGAGCCAUGGCAUGGGCGACUCGAUGCCUCAUCCUGUGAGUGCUGAGCAAUCCCAUGCUUCAAUGCCACCAGGCAUGCACGUAUCACCCCACCCCAACAGCCAAUCUGCACAGCCAUUACAUCACAGCGGCCCUUCAUCUGGGCCAACCCCACGCCAAGCCCCUCCCCCCCAGCAACAACAGCCUGGCCCCAACAGUCACACGCAUGGUGACAUGACCUUUAACCCUGGUGCUGAGGGCCAGGUGGGAAGUCAGGGGGCAGCAGACAUGCCCGAGCCCUCACUGGAGCUGCUGCCCGAGCUGGCCAACCCAGACGAGUUACUGUCAUAUCUGGACCCUCCGGACCUCCCCAGCAACAGCAACGACGAUCUGCUCUCUCUCUUUGAAAACAACUGACUUCCCCUUAACCCUCCUUUACCUGAGGCACUGAUGGUAAUGUUCAGCUUUCAGGAGUCCAGCAGAACCCUGACCACCAAUUCAGUACUUUACAACCGCAAAACACUCGUCCUCCCUCUGCCUCUAUAGUGUAAAUAUCUCACUCUUUUACGGACGUCCUUUUUCCACACAUAUAUAGCAGCCAUGUUGGUUGGCACUAAAGUGAUAUUUCAAUACUAAUAUGAAAAAAAAACUGUGCAGCUAUAAUCAUAAGAAUAUAUGUCACACAGAACUGUACGUGUGCUCACUAGAAAAGUGUUGUAGCAUUUUUUUUAUUCAGAUUUUUUUUUCCUUUUGUGAAAAGCAAGACCUGAAUAGAAGAAAAAAAAAUACUUCCUGUACUGGCUUAUGUGUGUGUGUCCCCCAUGAGCUUUUUGAGGUUUGUUCUUCCAAGCUUUACGUCUACAGCUUCCCAAAUCUCCAUCGAGUGUUUUUGAGUGGAUGUCCUCACUGUAUGUCAGAAGUCCCUUGGGAAAAAAAAAGCACAACAUUCAGCGAAACUGCAACCGAAAGACCGAAAAAGGAAAACAUCACAGGAACGAAAGGCUGCAUCACAGUCACUGAGAGGUUUAGCAUCAUAGCGAUGUUGUACUUCCAUCUCACAGACUAAUGCCGGGCCUCUGAAGUCCUCUGUAGCUCAUGUGGAACGUGUGAACGUGUGAUGUGUGGGAAUCCCCCUCAGAUUGGCAUAUAUCAUUUUGUUCAUCCUAUUCACUCAUGAGUGUUGUAUUCAAAUCUGAUACAAGUCCCUGAGGGCAUUGUGACAAUUCGUUUCACUGUUUUAUAUAGGAACACCAACAUAUCGAUACUGUAUGUGUGAUGACGUGCAUCGAUAACCAGCACUGUACCUCCUUCACAAAUCUCUCCAUCUCAGAGUGCUGUGGAAUCAAAGUCAGUGGGCAACGCAAUUCAUUUUGUAACGUAAGAAGUAAUGCAAUCACUUUUUAAAGAGUAAUUUGAGUGUAACAAACAUCCGUAUCCUCUUGUCAGCUGUCUCUUCUGGGAGUCGUUCCCCAUUUAAUGCAUGAGCUUUGUCCCUCCCAGGCCUGUGAUGUCAUGAAUAACAAAAAAAUUCAGUGUGCAUACAGUGUGUUCAUUGUGCACUCGUGCCAAUCCCACGUUGCUUUGGUGACCGAACCAAGUGUAGACUGAUUUUCUUUCUUUUUUUCCCAAAAUCAGUGCUUUCAGACAUGUUCCUCUGUUCUUUUUUUUUUUUUUUUUUUUAAACAUGAACUAUGGUCGUUUGUUAUGCGCAAUAUAUUGUUCAUGAUAUAACUUCCUGUUUAUCCCCUGUCGGUGUAACUCUUUAAAUGUACAGUGUAUGUGCGUUUAUUGCAAAAUGGCCAUGUAUUACCAAAGUUCUGCAUAGUGAUCGGAGGAGAAGGCUCAAACCUUUCGUACCAAGCUAAUCAUCUUCUUUUAUGACUGGGCAUGUGACAACUUUCAUUUCCAUCAAUGCAUUUACACAUCGAUUAUCACAUAGUAUUGUAUGAUACAAUGAUUUCUACGGUUUUGGUUUUGUCGAGGUUACACGUCUACAUAAUCUGUUUAUUUGAAUCCCUACAAACCCCCAACCUGAAAGAGUCUCAGAAACGAUGUUUUCCCCGUAUGUGUGCAUUCUUGUGUUAGGCCCAAGCGGCCUAGUCAAAUAGGAAACCACUUAACACUCAAUCAGAUUACUGUUUUAACAGUAAUAAAACAGUUUGUAUUAUGAGACACAAUAUAAAUUCAGGAUAACAGUAACUGCAAAUAAAUAUACAUACUCCUCACCUAUUUAAAGUUUGUUAAUCAUGAAAUCGUGUACUGUAUGUUUGCUUUAAGAUUUGUUUCUCUUUUUUUUUAGUCCGCGUUCGAGCAAUGCACUCACUUGUUUGAGCUUCACAAAAGCGUUCCGCUGAACACUUCACCAUGUAUUUUAGUUUUCAUUUCCAUUUUAAAUUAUUUUGUAUCACAGACUGUCGUUGUUCAGUUAUGUAUAGGCUCUGUGUUCGUUGAUGUUCUUCUGAACAGGCAAAUGCGCUUUAGCCCAUAGCUUCAGUUGAAUUUUAAAUUCACUUGGAUGUCUUUUUAUUUUUUAACUGAUGCACUGCCACAUGUUUUCUUACAUUUCUUAAUUUGUAGACACCUACAGACAGAAACUGAACUGCGCUCUCCGCUUGCACAUUGGUUACACUGCAGGCUGUUGAGUCGAGUCCCUGUUUUCGACCUGUCACUUACUGUAGCUGUUCAGUUAAUGUAGAAGGAAGCGAGUGGAUAUGGCGUCAGUUACAGUGAAAUGAAUUAGACGCUGAUUCAGCCACAGGUCUCAGUGGGAAACAGUUUGAAUGAAUGCCCUAAGCAAGGGACAUAAGGGAUGCAUGUACAUAUGUAAAUGACAAAUAGAGACACGUUAACAGAAAUGUAUUCAUUUUCCCCAGGGGAAUGUGCAUUGUGUAUUUAGAAUUUGUAAAGCUUGCAACCUCCUAUCAGACUCGAAUUGGGUAAAAUGAAUCUGUGUUCGUUAGCGUCUGUGGAACCUCUUUCCAUUAUUGUUUUUUUUUUUUUUUUUUUUACUUAUGUAAAAUAUUUCCAAUGCCUCCUAGAAAAGGGGAAUUAUGGGGGGCAAAGAGACACACUUGUUUCACCUUUUGUGUAAUUAGCUUCUGUGUAUUGCUCCAUUACCUGUGUACUCUAUAAGGUGCUACAAAAGAUGAAGAAAAUCCUGGGGAAUAAUUUGGAGGAUGGGGCAUGGGGCCUGGAAUGGUUCCAAAAGAUUGUAUCCAAAUUAAAUAGUUUGUACAAUUUUGAUAUGAUCAGAGGGGGGGAAUAAGGUACAAUCUGAGGUGAUUGGCACCUAAAGUGGCAGUUGUCUUUUGUUUUUUGUUUUGUUUUGUUUUGUACAUUCUGUGUACAAUCAUUUCAUAUUCUAAACUGUUCGGAAGAAAAAAACUAAUUGUGAUUUUUAGUCUUGCAAAACUGUAUGUAGUUAGAUGCUGUGACAUCCUAAUAUUUAUCUAAUAAAUAUGUAUUCAGAUGAAACGCUCA
Molecule: messenger RNA, 6892 nt
Organism: Silurus meridionalis
Lineage: Eukaryota; Metazoa; Chordata; Actinopteri; Siluriformes; Siluridae
Gene: zmiz1a
Product: zinc finger, MIZ-type containing 1a
Exons: 25
Coding region: 590-3829 (1079 amino acids)
Biological process (GO): regulation of transcription by RNA polymerase II; protein sumoylation
Molecular function (GO): SUMO ligase activity; zinc ion binding
Source: RefSeq, a predicted model, not a curated record